Molecule: messenger RNA, 135 nt
Organism: Entrophospora candida
Lineage: Eukaryota; Fungi; Glomeromycota; Glomeromycetes; Entrophosporales; Entrophosporaceae
Source: the annotation of a GenBank genome assembly
AUUUCUAAUUCAAUACCUGAAAUUAAUGAUAAUAUGGCUGAGGCUAUUUGCAAGAAAAGGCCAUAUUAUGAUAUUGAUGAUCUUAUUAAGAAAAAUGAUAAAUAUGGUAGAGAAAGAAGCUUCAAACAAAGUUGA